Messenger RNA from Phytophthora infestans T30-4, 1110 nucleotides. RefSeq lists its product as uncharacterized. The record is from RefSeq and is a predicted model, not a curated record. NCBI's taxonomy places the organism in Eukaryota, Oomycota, Peronosporomycetes, Peronosporales, Peronosporaceae. The transcript is spliced from 3 exons. Bases 1 to 1110 code for a protein of 369 amino acids.
AUGCGACUGCAUUGGAUAGACGAUACACUCGAGCAGCUUCCUGAAGUUGGUCGAUUGUGGAGAGUGACGUUCUUGUCAGCUGUAGGAAACGUCCCCCAGCUUGGGGCUCACAGUUUCCUCUCCGGUUUGGAGUCGAAAGUGGUCACACGAACGAUUGUCAGUGGCAACGAGCUCUCAGGGUCUUUCCGACUGAGCUUUCUCGAUAGACAAAGUCGUCCUCUGGCUCAUGAUGUCGCAGCUGAAGAUCUUCGAUUAGCUCUACUGGAAGAUCUGCCUGCGCUAAUUGACGCUCGUGUGACGCGUACGGAUGCAAACGGCCAAUGCGUGCAAGGGUCGACACUUGCUGGUCAAACUGCUAGCUCGUCGAUUACUGCGGUUGAUCCAAAUCUCGAUCAAGGUCUGUACAGAGCGUCAGAGUGGCAGGUGCCCGAAGAUGACCUUGUCGAGGUCUCAGAUAGCACGAAGAAUUAUGCUGCCAAGCGUUGCCGUGCUGGUCGUGGAGCUGCUGGAGGAUUCGUGUGGAAAUUACAGUUCUGGACGCGAGAAGGGAACGGGGUAUCGAUGAGUCCGACGUCUAGCUCCAUGAUGGAGGUCGCGUCUCCCGCUGCCUUGACGGUGGAUUACUCAGAGCUGAAAGGACUAGACACCGUGGCUGAGAUCGUCGACUCUCAGUGCUUUUCACUCGCGUUUGGUGGCGCUGGAGCUUCAUUUGCGGGUCCAGGGGGCUUUGGAUAUGCUGAAUCUCCUUGGGUGGCACCACCUUACGCGGAUGAGCUAGUAACUGAUCUGUUAGGAGGAAGUGGAGGAGCCGGGGGCGGACAGGAACCUUUUGAUGUUUACCCGGUAGUUCAGCCAACUCAAGGUGGCGCUGGUGCUGGUGCCAUUAUGCUCUCAGCGAUCAACGAUGUCCUUAUCGGCCCCAAUGCGAUCAUCUCUGCGAACGGCGGGAACGGAGGCGCUGGCUUCACACCAGGCGGUGGGGGCUCUGGAGGGUCAGUAUUGUUGGUAAGUGGCUCUACUGUGUCGAAUCAUGGAAUGCUGGAAGCUAUCGGAGGGCAUGGAGGCAACGAGCUUACGGCUGGUCAUAGUGGGGGUGGAGCGUCCAAGUGA